AUGACUGCUCCUGACGCACUGCAGCUGCUUCGACUUUCCAUCGCUGCCUCGAAGCCACCCGUGCUCACCAAAACCGCUGAUCCACUGACAGCGGAGGCAAAUCAAACCGACUCUUUCGUCGAAGCGACACACCUCUACUUUACUCAUCCCACUCCGUUCUGCCUUCCUCUAGAUACCACGACCCGAUUCACGUCGACAAAUCCGGACACUGUGCAAGUUGACCUGCGCAGUAUAUUUUUUGCCUGGCUGCAAAAAGAUGUCACGGUUCCGGAAUACAUUGCCCUUGCGGCUGAGCUCGACAAACAACUCCCAGAAGGACAAAAAGUGCGCAAUUUGAUCUUCGUCGAGCGUUUAGAUUUGAUCACCUGGUUGGAGGGCGCAUCGGAAGAGUCGGAAUACAUCAAACCUAUUGAAGGCCCAGCCACGACGGGAGAUGCUGCCAACCGAGCAGCGGAUGUAGCUGGCGGCGCUGCCGUGCCUCCUGUUUCUGGCUCUGGUGUUGGCGUCACUCAAACUGCUGGUGGGAGACCCGUAAAGGUGAUCGACGCAAGACUGCAAGCGAUUUACAAUGGCGAACGCAGAAUAGGCGAUCACAAUUCCGUAUUACGAGGCAUCAAGCCAACGGAUUUUUCCCAUGUGCGCAAGCAUGCAGAAACCUUCUUGGGACGACGAAAAGGUGUUCCAUCAUCAACGAGACCGGGACAGCCUUCCAAAACCGCUCAGCUUGCAGCUCGACCCGCGGCCAAUUCAUCCAAACCUCUUGCACCAGCCGUCUCUUCCAAACGUUCAGAUCCUAUUAUUCUUCUCUCUCCUUCAGCAUCAUCACUUCUCCGAAUGUCGAAUAUCAAGACUUUUCUCGACACUGGCCUUUUCGUUCCUCCCGAUCACCCUACAUUAUCGACCCAGACGACAGCAAAUCUUCUCCACAUCACGCGCACACUGCCAUCUCUAAGUGAGAAACCGUAUCGAUUUAUCCUCGUCGAUUCUCCGGAACAAUUCAAGCCGGACUAUUGGUCCCGAGUCGUUGCCGUGUUCACCACAGGUCAGAUCUGGCAGUUCAGAGGAUACAAAUGGAGAGAACCUCAGGAAUUGUUCGGCCACGUCCUAGGAAUUUAUAUCGGUGAGAAAGGUCUUCCGAUCCCUACCGAGGUCAAGGGGUGGGGAAGCAGUGUUAAGACUUUUGCGGUUGAGAGGUGGGACGAGAGAGCUCAUGGCGCUGCAGUUGAUCAAGAGGCAAGGGCAGCUAGGAGGUGGAGGGAUAGAGAGACAGUGGAAGAGGUCUGGAGGUCAAUUGAGGCUUACAUGAGAGGUCGUGGCGAAUGGAGACGGUGA
Molecule: messenger RNA, 1332 nt
Organism: Rhinocladiella mackenziei CBS 650.93
Lineage: Eukaryota; Fungi; Ascomycota; Eurotiomycetes; Chaetothyriales; Herpotrichiellaceae
Exons: 2
Coding region: 1-1332 (443 amino acids)
Biological process (GO): positive regulation of transcription elongation by RNA polymerase II; transcription elongation by RNA polymerase II
Cellular component (GO): Cdc73/Paf1 complex
Molecular function (GO): RNA polymerase II complex binding
Source: RefSeq, a predicted model, not a curated record